Molecule: messenger RNA, 2850 nt
Organism: Marchantia polymorpha subsp. ruderalis
Lineage: Eukaryota; Viridiplantae; Streptophyta; Marchantiopsida; Marchantiales; Marchantiaceae
Source: the annotation of a GenBank genome assembly
GGGACCGUGGCCGAAGAAAUCUCUCGAGAGCGAAGGGGAGAGAGAGAGAGAGAGGGGAAGGACAGAGGGCGCUGCUGCUGUUGCUGUGACGAGGAAGAGGAAGAGAAAGAGCGAUAGAGAGAGAGAGAGGGAGAGUGAGAGAGAGAGAGAGCGUAAGGAAGGAAGAAAAGAAGCGAUCGCGUUGUAGUUCGGAGGGGAGUCACGAUGUUGGAACAGUUGUUGAUUUUCACGAGGGGUGGAUUGGUGCUGUGGACAUGCCAGGAGCUCGGCAACGCGUUGAAGGGAUCGCCGAUUGACGCCUUGAUUAGGUCCUGUCUGUUGGAGGAGCGAGCGGGUGAUUCCGCGUUCCAGUACGAUGUUUCUGGAGCGUCGUAUACCCUGAAGUGGACUUUUCACAACGAGCUCGGGCUCGUUUUUGUUGCGGUGUAUCAGCGCAUGCUUCAUUUACUGUAUGUGGACGAAUUGUUGAGUUUGGUGAAGAAGAAAUUCUCGGCUAUUUACAGCGAGGAUCGCACAUCCUACAGCCCUGAUUUUGAUGACACGUUUCGACAGCUCCUGAAGGAAGCUGAAGCGAGAGCCGAAGAGAUGAAAAGAAAUAAGCAAACGGCCAAUUUCGGUGUGGUGAAGAAAGGUGCUGCAGGAAAGAAGCUGUCCGAUCAGUCGCAAGUGAAAGGUAAAAAGUCCAGCGGUGCGAAGGUAAGUAGCGUUGGGGAUGAGGAUGAUGCAGACUCGAAUGGAACUUACAGGGUUGGCAAAGGCUCCGGUCAGGUCAAUGCAAACGGGAAGGGCCUGAGUAAUGGAAAAGCCAAUGGAGUUGCUAACGGGACUGCGAACGGACACCCAAGUGAAAGCAGCACCAGCAGCGACGAUGAUAUUGGCAAUAGGAAGGCAAGCGAGGUGGCCUUUGAUGUAAAUAAGUUGCAGAAAUUGAGGUUGAAAGGGAGCAGCAAAAAGGGGGUCUCUGAACCCCCUAAACCCUCUAAAGAAGAGGAAUCCAAGAAGAAGCCGAAGAAGAAUAGGGUUUGGGGAGACGCUCCUCCUCCCUCUAAACUAGACUAUACAAAUGGUUCGGAUCAACAACUGGAGGACAACGCCGCUGUGAAAAUCGAUCAUGGGACAAGUAUGAUGGACGCGGAGGAAAACAGCUCGUCAAGUGAUGAAGAGUCCGAUGAGGAGUUGGUCGAAAAGGCAUCCACGGGUAAGAAAGGCUGGUUUUCAACCCUAGUCCAGAGUGUAGCCGGCAAAAGCUCCCUGGAGAAGGGCGAUUUGGAGCCCGCUUUGAAGGUGCUGAAGGACGGGCUCAUGACCAAGAAUGUUGCAGAAGAGAUUGCAGAGAAACUCUGUGAAUCUGUCGCUGCCAGUCUCGUGGGCAAGAAACUCGGAUCGUUUACAAGGAUUACUUCAACUGUGCGGGCAGCAAUGGAAGAAGCACUCUUGCGCAUAUUGACCCCCAAGAGGUCUGUCGACAUACUACGGGACGUCCAAGCAGCCAAGGAACAAGGUCGACCAUUUGUGAUUGUGUUCGUCGGGGUCAAUGGUGUCGGAAAGUCAACCAAUCUAGCCAAGGUCGCAUACUGGCUCCAGCAGCAUGGAGUGAGUGUCAUGAUGGCUGCGUGUGAUACUUUCAGAUCUGGUGCUGUAGAACAACUUCGCACGCAUGCUCGUAGACUACAGAUUCCUAUCUUCGAGAGAGGGUAUGAGAAGGAUCCAGCUGUUGUCGCCAAAGAAGCCAUACGUGAAGCUUGUCGAACGAAGCAAGAUGUGGUCUUGGUUGAUACUGCUGGCCGUAUGCAGGACAACGAGCCUCUGAUGAGAGCUCUCUCCAAACUCAUCAAUGUCAAUGAACCCGACUUGGUCUUGUUUGUUGGCGAAGCUCUUGUGGGUAAUGAUGGAGUAGACCAGCUCAUGAAGUUCAAUCAGAGUCUGGCCGAUAUGGCGACAACCACUCUUCCACGUUUGAUCGAUGGAAUUCUCCUCACCAAGUUUGAUACGAUUGAUGACAAGGUUGGUGCUGCUCUUUCCAUGGUUUACAUUUCAGGAGCGCCUGUUGUGUUUGUAGGCUGCGGCCAAACAUACACGGACUUGAAAAGGCUCAACGUGAAGUCGAUAAUCAAAACUCUGUUGAACUAAAGCGUCUGUGCCAAAAACGAGUCCUACUCGUGUCAGAUCUGUUGUCGUCCCAAUAUAUCGCCUCUUGCCACUUUCUUAACUUUGGAUAUGCCCGAGUUCGACUUUUCAGCCCAAAGCAGCAGUUAUUUAGUUCUUCAUCUUCAUGUAUUACUCUUCAUUCUGUACUAUUUUGGGAUGAAUAUUCUCAAGAGUAGAUUACAUGUCUGAGAUACGUCACAUAAUUUAUUGAGCAGCGAAACUCACAUUCUCGGCCGCGAGUUAAAAGACAAAUUGUGUUGUACAAUAGUCUUAUCUGACUGAGCUUGAGCUUUGAGCCUGGGUAAAUGUGGUUGUCUCUUUUGUUUCUUGCGAUGUUCUUACCCAUCCAGUAUUGGCGAGAUUUAGCUGUUGGUGUGAAUCUCGCGUUGUCACGGUGCAGGCUGUGGUGAAAGUGAAUGUCUGAUCUUACCUGGAAGAAUUUGUUCAUUUACAAAUUCAGACAUCACAAUAGCAACAAUGAAGAAUUAUGGUAUUCACUUUCCUGGCUGAUAUAUUCAGCAUGUACAAUGAUUGAUAUGAUUAGGUUUAAUGCUACAUCUAUCUAUUCAAUAAUCUUUUACUUCAGAUCUCCAAAUACAGGGUUCGAACACGGGCAUUAGUAGCAAUAGAUACAAUAAACACAAAAAUUUGGAUUGUUUGUUGAAUUAUUUAGAUUCAUGUAAAAUAGAGAAGUUGCCUUUC